Messenger RNA from Stegastes partitus (bicolor damselfish), 1280 nucleotides. Its product is annotated as ras-related protein Rap-1b. The transcript is spliced from 8 exons. Bases 78 to 632 code for a protein of 184 amino acids. Gene Ontology annotation, molecular function: GTP binding; GTPase activity. Gene Ontology annotation, biological process: Rap protein signal transduction. NCBI's taxonomy places the organism in Eukaryota, Metazoa, Chordata, Actinopteri, Pomacentridae. Gene Ontology annotation, cellular component: membrane. The record is from RefSeq and is a predicted model, not a curated record.
UCAGAGCGGCGGCGGCAGGAGGGAGCGGCACCGACGGCGGCGGAGACACGGACGGUGGAUGACGACAGACAGUCAGGAUGCGUGAAUACAAACUGGUUGUUUUAGGAUCAGGAGGCGUCGGCAAGUCAGCUCUGACUGUCCAGUUCGUUCAGGGAAUCUUUGUGGAGAAAUACGACCCGACGAUAGAGGACUCCUACAGGAAGCAAGUGGAGGUCGAUGGACAGCAGUGUAUGCUGGAGAUCCUGGACACGGCAGGAACAGAGCAGUUCACGGCGAUGAGGGACCUGUACAUGAAGAACGGCCAAGGCUUCGCUCUGGUCUACUCCAUCACCGCUCAGUCCACCUUCAACGACCUGCAGGACCUCAGAGAGCAGAUCCUCAGAGUGAAGGACACCGAGGACGUUCCCAUGAUCCUGGUUGGAAACAAGUGCGACCUGGAGGUGGAGCGCGUGGUGGCCAAGGAGUCGGGCAUCGGCCUCGCCCGCCAGUGGAACUCCUGCGCCUUCCUGGAGACCUCGGCCAAGAGCAAGAUUAACGUCAACGAGAUCUUCUACGACCUCGUCCGACAGAUCAACAGGAAGAGUCCAGCUCCGGGGAAAACUCGCAAAAAGUCCACCUGCCAGCUGCUCUAAUGACAGCGCUCCGCUCACUCGACCAACCAACAACCAACAACCAACCAAUCACAGGACAUCUUCCAGCUGGCCACGCCCCCUUUAACACAGCCAUGUCAUCAUCAACAUCAGCCACCUCUGACCUCUGUUACCAUGACGACCACAUCCCCCUCCCCAUCCCCUCAACACACUGUCUACUGGAGACUGUUGCCUUGGAAACAUUAAAACCAAACAUCAAAAGACUGCGAUGGCGGCGGCGACGACGAUGAUGAUGAUGAUGAUGAUGAUGAUGAUGAUGAUGGUGGAGCUUCUGCUGUCUGCAGGAAUGUGGGGUUCCUCCAAACAGCUGCCCAGAUUUAAACCGCGGUUCCCAUCAUGCUCUCUGCUAGGCCGUUCUGCGCUGGGGAGUGGCUUCUUGCUUCUUUGAUUUUAAGUGUCUCUUUCCUUUUCUCCUGCUUUCGUUUCACUUGUUUUCCGGCGGCGCCGAGCCACGGACGCCCGGCUCGACCGUGUUGUUGCCGCGGCGACGGCGCGGCGAACACGAGCGACUCCGAGCGUCCGUGGCUCCGGUCGAACCUGUGGAUCCAUACAGUGAAUAUUAUUAUUAUUAUUAUUACAGUGGUUCUGAUUAUAAUUCUGUGUGAAAAGAUAUAAAAGUCAUUUAAUGUU